GUGACGGUCAUUUAUGUGUUUGUAUGUGUGUGUUAUUUGGUAUCAGCUUCACUGCUCCUGCAUUUGCUGCAUCUCUACCAUACCACAUAUCCCUGGAUCCCUGCGUGGACCAAGCAACAGCUCCUAACGACAUCGCUUUGUGGCUGUGCAUGCGGGGUGGUGUCCUUGGUGCUGGCGGUAAUCUCAGGGUGUGGGUGGCCUCGUUAUGGCCGCGUCCUCAGUGAAGGGUCCACUACAGACACCACGUCCUCCCACCACCUCCAUACUCUCCACCACAUUAAUCCCCAUGCACUAGCGGGGCCCGCAGCUGGUGUUCUACCCUCCAGAGGGCUGCGGCAGGGCUCUGGGACUUCCCUAGGCCCAUCGAGUGGGGGUCAGGGUCCCCAUGCCACUACAGCCUUCACCCCGGACAGCCUAAACGACCCUCAACCGGGACCCUCCAAAGCUCUGCCACACAACCACACUCCUGCACGUCCUCAAGUUCUGCAUGGUUUGACUCAGCAGCACGGGGUGUAGUGUCCACAGGCCAGGCUGGAAUCAAGGCCCACCACCCAACUAUUUUAUAGAGGCAGAAAUGGGGCACUGCUCCAAGGAUGAGCUUAUAUGACAAUUGGUGUGUAUGGUGCAGUGUGGGAGCCAGUGUGAGGCAGUGUGGUAGAGGACAAGGGGCCAGACUGUGACUGUUGAGGCCACCACCACCAGUUGCUCGUACUGUAUGCACGUUCACCUUGUGAUACCCAGCUAUCAUGCUCCUUGUGGGAGAACUUUGCUUGUUGUUUUUCCAAGUUUUUAGAUGAACUUUGAGACUGGAGAUGUUAUUGCCCUUUUAGAUGAAUCUUGAUACCAGAGACUUUAAACCUGUGUAUAUAGUUAGACAACUAGUUUUCUAGGAUACUGGUUUUUAUUAUUCCUAUGCCAUAUUGCUUAAUUUUUUACUAGUUGACUCAAUUUCUUCCAUUCAGAUAUUAGAUCAUUGAGUGCUGCCAUCUUGUGACUUGGACUGCACAGUGUUUGCUGUGCUGGCCAGCCAAGAAGCAAGACAUAUCCCUUACCCUGUGCGUCUGACUCACACUCACCACAACCCACCUACCAUCCCACCCUCAAGUAAUACACUCACCCACUCAUUACUUCUUCUACCUUCAUCUACAGUUGUAAUGUUCAUGUUCACACUUUUGAUAUUAUUGUUGGAUUUAUCGUUAAUAUUCUGUUGAUUUACAAUGUGAAUUUUGCCAGUAAACGUUGUCCAGAAAUACUGGAAUAUUGUCAGCGCCCUCAGGCAUGAAAAGUUUAUACGUUGUCUUAGUCAAGUCUGAGAUUGUCCGCGUCGGUUCAUACGGAUUAAGGUCAUUGUCAAGGUUGUGGAUUUGUGGUGAGGUGAUGGUCAGUUGGCCCCCUGGACACAGUGUUGUUGUUGUUGACGGCACUGUCUUGGCUGGUGACAGCACAGCGCUACCUCUGCAAAUUGUUGUGGACAUGCAGCAAGCCUCGCAAACUUUGGAACAAAUCAAUGAUCACUCAGACGGUAAUUAUUGUGCAAAUCCCAGAUGUGGGUCAAGUGUACAAUAUGACUGCAGAUAUUUUUAUGUCAGUUAAGUGAUUUUGAAUAAUCAGUCUAAUAUUCAUAGUUAGUGACACAUUGGAACACUAUUUUAAGGGAUUAAAAGCAUUACUGUAUCAUGUUUUACGGCUCAUUUUGAUAGAAGUGUUAUACUGUUGUGAGUACAGUACAGUAGUGGGCUGAUAUUGUUAACAAACCUCCACAACUAUUUAUCUCCUCAAUGUUAUCAGAACUAUAUCUAAAAUUAUUUAUAAAAAAGUUAAAAUAUAGCUUUUAUG
Messenger RNA from Homarus americanus (American lobster), 1836 nucleotides. RefSeq lists its product as uncharacterized. NCBI's taxonomy places the organism in Eukaryota, Metazoa, Arthropoda, Malacostraca, Decapoda, Nephropidae. The record is from RefSeq and is a predicted model, not a curated record.